GUCUCAAGGUUCCAGGGUCCGCAGCCCACUGAGGCAACCACGAACCCACCUGGGCCCGUGGCGCGAGCGCUGACGGCCCCGCCCCCUCGGACUUGCUCCACCAAAGUCCAUUGGUCGGCGGCCUGUCCGCCCCGCCCACGUGACGCGACACGUGACGCGACCCGGAAGUGGCGGGCCGCGGGCCGGGCUGCGGGCGGGACUCCCGGAGUCGCCGGUGUUGGCGGCGGCGGCGACAUGUUCACGGCGGGGGCCGAGAGUCUGCUCCACCAGGCCAGCCUCUCCCUCAAGAUGCAACAUGGCCACGCCCACGUUCUUGCGAGACGACACUAAGAACAGACACCCACUCAGAACUUCAGUGGGUUUACUUCUCCCAACUCCCCUCUGCUCCUGGUCAUAAAUUUCGUGGAAUGAAAGGCAGGAUGACUAGCCCUCACCAUCUAAAUAUUUCUCUCGCGCUGACUUGGACGGGUGAGUGUGGGUGGUCUGAAGGUAGAGUGCGGUUUGAUAUCCAAAAGUGAAAUACACGUGUGAUGCAAUUCCUCUGUCUGAGCGUUUGAGGAAAGCUAGUCCCUAUCAGGUGUCACUGGUUUUCACUCUGUUUGGCUCUAAUGAAGCCUGUGAUUUGGGGGAGCACUUUAAGUUGCCGAUGUCCGGGAGUUAGGAUUUGGAGUGAGUUUUUGUUUCUGAAUUCUUCAGAGCUGGAAAGCAAGGGUGGAAAAAGCGGCCAGGAGCAUCGCUUGUGAGCUGAAGACUGAGUGAAGGACAGGGGCUCUGAGAACGGGUGCGCAGAGUGCAGCAAGUCAGGGGGCGGUUCCAGAAGCUCCAGCCAACUGGAGGCUCUCCAUGAGGAGAUAACCAGCAAGGGAUAAAGUCAGGGGUAUUUCAGGCAGAAGGUCCAAUGCCGGGGCGGGGGCAAGAGCAGGGGAAACAGAACUGUGGGAUUCUUAGACCAACUAAGGAAGGCCAGGGACCCUCUACUCAUUGUUAGGGUCGGUAGGAGCUUGGCUCUGAUGGCCCUGGGGAGCCACUGAGGGGUUGGAGCAGACUGGGUUUUAGAAAGCAUCCUGCAACAUGGGGAACAUGCUGGAAAGGAUUCAUUUGGGAGGAGGAGCCUCCCAUGUUAUUUUGAGACGGUCUGGUAGCUUCGGUCCCAUUAACCUGGUUAGAAACGACCUGGCCCGGCCUCUUGUCUUUCUGUGCCCUCCCCCCACAGCGCCAGUUACGUGGUAAGUCACCGAAUCCGACUCUGGCUACGUCAAAGGGAAACAAAAAUGAAAAUGGGCCGGGAGGGGAGAGGGAGACCUGAAGUGGUGGCAGAUUCAUGGAGAUUUAUCCGCCAGCCUCCAAGUAAGAACAGGAAAGACGAGAUGCAGCCCCAGGACCCCAGGACCCCAGCUCCCGAUGUCUGCUUAACCUUCUCAUCAGCCCGAGUCUGGAGAUGCCCCAUCUGUAGUGGUUCAAAUUUCCAGACUCUCCCGAGUUCGAGCAUCUCAUGGGUCCAGCGGGGAUUCGGUGGCCUUUAGUCAUGGCUCGGGGAAAGAUGGGGGCCUUCUCCGAGACACCCCCCCCACCAGCCACCCCGGAGGUCCCUAGGACCGCGUCUCCUUGGCAUGUUAUCUUCUCUUAGCUUCUGGACUGAAACAGAACUUAAAACCGGCUUUCCGUUUUGAGACUUUGUUCAAUGUCUUACCAGUUGUCAACGCUCAACAGAUAUUAUUUUUAACCAGGCAGAUUAAACCCUGGAAUAAGGAGCUGUAUGUAGUAGUCAUACCUUACGUGUCACUACACUUGUCCUUUACUACAUGAGAUUCUGCUCUUGUCCCAGAAGGUCAAGGCUCGUUGAGCGGAUCUUUUGAAAAGCAACUUACUUCAAACUAAACCUCCCUUAAUACGGACUCCUAAAACCAAUCGGUUUUAGUUCUUCCGCUCCUGGGACAACCAAAUCCGAAUGCGUGUGGUCUCUAUCGGGGCUUGCUGUCGGGAGUGGUGGUCUCCCCACGGCCCUGCCCGCCAGGGGAGGGGGGAGGGGACCCGGUGAUGGCUGGGCCCCAGGGAGGGAGGGAGGAACCAGGCCGGGUAAUCAGGUGGGUCCCCACGAGAGGCAGAGGUGCCACGGUUUGGUAGAAUCGCUCUCCCGCCCACACCCGGCCUACCCUGCUCGAUGGGCGUUUCCUCCCGUGCGAGAGCUGCUCUGUCCAUGGCUCAGGGCAGCACACCAGGUGGCUGACCUCGCUCUCUGCUCAGGGACAUCCGGGACGAGGAGCUGAAGAAGUUCUGUUCCCGGGUCGUUAACCUGCUGCAGAAGGACGAGCUGGGGCCCGACGCCGUGGACGCCCUGCAGAGGCUCUUCCUCAUCGUGUCAGCCACAAAAUACAAGAGGAAGCUGGAGGACACCUGCGUGCACCUGCUGCAGGCCACCCUGUGCUCGCCCAAGUGCCCCGAGCAGCUCCAGCUCCUGUGCGCUUCCAUCCUGAGAGAGAUGUCGCCCCGCGACGACCUGAGCCUGUCCUGUGACCACAUUCAGAGCGCCCGGCAGUUGAGUCUGGUGGCCUCUGUGCUCUUGGCCCAGGGUGACCUGAAGGGGGAGGUCAGGAGCGUGGGCCAGCGUGUCUUCAGGAUCCUCGAGAGCCGGCAGCCCGAGGGGCCCAGUCCCAGGCACCUGCUCCCAGUCGUGUCCAAGAUCACCCACCUCGCCCCGCACACCCUCCACGAAGACCAGACCAACCAGCUCAGCAAGCGGCUGGUGGACUGGCUCCGCUACGCCAGCGUCCAGCAAGGGGUGGCGCACACUUCCGGAGGCUUCUUCUCCACACCCAGAGCCCGGCAGCCUGGCCCUGUCACCGAGGUGGAUGGGGCGGUGGCCACGGAUUUCUUCACGGUGCUGUCCACGGGCCAGCACUUCACAGAGGACCAGUGGCUGAACGUGCAGGCCUUCUCCAUGCUGCGGGCCUGGCUGCUGCACAGCGACCCCGAGGGCCCCAGCGCCCCGGACGCAGACGACAGGUCGGAGCUGGAGGGCUCCACGCUGUCCGUGCUGUCGGCCGGCUCCACCGCCGGCCGCCUGCUGCCCCCGCGGGAGUGGCUGCGGGAGAAAGCCUUCGAGUACUGUCAGCGCCUGGCGGAGCAGAGCACCCGCCGAGCCCUGAGGAAGGGGGACUCGGACCUGCAGAAAGCUUGCCUGGUGGAGGCCGUGCUGGUGCUAGACGUGCUCUGCAGGCAGGACCCCUCCUUCCUGUACCGCACCCUGUCCUGCCUGAAGGCCCUGCACGCGCGCCUCUGCGGGGACCCGGCCCGGGUGCGGACGCUGCUGCCCAUCGCGCAGUUCUUCCUGAACCACGGGGAGGCGGCCGCGGUGGACUCGGAAGCCAUCCUCCGGCACCUGCUCACCAGGACCCCCUCCGAGUUCUUCCACAGCCCCAUGCUGGCCUUCGAGCUCACGUGCUUCUGCAGAGACAACCUUCCCCUGUUUGGCAGGAACCUGGACAUUCUCAAACGGAGCUUCCCCAACCUCUUCAAGCUCCUGGCCUGGAACAGCCCGCCGCUCACGGCCGAGUUUGUGGCUCUGCUGCCGUCGCUGGUGGACGCGGACACAGCCGUGGAGGUGCUUCAUGCGCUGCUGGACCUGCCCUGUCUGACUGCGGCCUUGGACCUUCAGCUCAGGUUGUCGCCAGCCACAUCCGAGAGGCCGCUGUGGGACCCCUCCCUCAAGAUCCCCAGCUGCCUGGAGGCCUCCCGGGACCCCCAGUUCCAGGGUCUUCUCCAGUACCUGUUGCGUGCCACGGCCAGCGGGACCACGGAGAGGUUGGGGCCACUCCACCGGCUGCUGCAGCCCCUGGCCAGCUGCGCCCGUGUGGUCCAGUGCGCCCGGGCCGUGCCCACCUUGCUUGAGGCCUUUUUCUCAGCGGUGACCCAGUUUGCCGACGGGGCCCUGACCAAACAGCUGGCGCUGCUGCUCCUGGAGAGAAGCGACUCCCUCUUUCAGGUGCCGCAGUACGAGGCCCACGUGCACAGGGUGCUGAGCUCGCGGUUCCUGGCCCUGUGCGCGCUGCACCCGUCACUGGUGGUGGAGCUGGCGAAGGAGCUGCUGGAGUUCGUGGGGAGCGUGAGCGGGAUCCAGGGCCGAGGGGCCAUGCUCGCCUCCGUGGUGUGGGCCAUCGGCGAGUAUCUGUCCGUAUCGUGGGACCGGCGGUGCACCGUGGAGCAGAUCAACAGGUUCUUCGAGGCCCUGGAGGCCGUGCUGUUCGAGGUCACCCAGUCCCGCCCGUCGGCCGCCCUCCCCAGGUGUCCCCCGCAGGUCGUCACCGUGCUCAUGACCACGCUGACCAAGCUGGCCUCCCGGAGCCAAGACCUGAUUCCCAGGGUCUCUCUGUUCCUGUCGAAGAUGAGGACCCCAGCCCCGAGCUCCACGAGCUGCGAGGAGGACGCGGGAGCCGUGCGCACGCGGGCCGCUGAGCUGCUGACCCUGCUGAAGAUGCCCAGUGUGGCCCAGUUCGUGCUCACGCCCAGCACGGAGGUGUCCGAGCCCCGCUACCACCGCGACGCCAACACGGCCCUGCCCCUGGCCCUGCGCACCGUCAGCCGCCUGGUGGAGAAGGAGACGGGCCUCCUGCCGGGGUGAAAGGACGGUGACGAAGAGCCCGGCGUGAGGGCCGGGCCUCGGCUUCCGUGAUCAGAGGGGACGUGAGGAGGCCUGGGUGGGUCUGGGUCCCUCAGUGCCUGCCAGGACCGUCACGUCCUCAGCCGGUGGCUCUUUGUGUGUCUCUCCAACCCUGGUGGGCCGUGUGGUAACACAGGUAUGAUUUGGGGCUGGAUGGCAUCUGCUUGGUCUGUUUCGGGCUGUUCCUGGUUUCGGGCAAGAAAAGGUACAGCAAAAAUAAACCUCUUUCUGCAAGUA
This is a messenger RNA of Prionailurus viverrinus (fishing cat), 4894 nucleotides long. RefSeq names its product adaptor related protein complex 5 subunit zeta 1 (gene AP5Z1). The transcript has 17 exons. The coding region runs from base 2480 to 4618 and encodes 712 amino acids. Gene Ontology annotation, cellular component: AP-5 adaptor complex. The record is from RefSeq and is a predicted model, not a curated record. NCBI's taxonomy places the organism in Eukaryota, Metazoa, Chordata, Mammalia, Carnivora, Felidae.